CCAGUGGUGUACGAGUUCUCGGCAAAGCGCAGCGGAGUUAGAGUUCGAGGACGUGUGGGGUGUCCCGAGUCCGGCUGGGUAGUAGUAGAGCCCGAUAGAGAGACGAACGGAUGGUGGAUGGUGGAUGGUGAGCUACGAGGCGAGCCGAAGUUGUCCGAACCGGAGCACAGUGCCCGACCGAGACACCGAGACCGAGAGAGACACACACCAGCAGCUCCUGACACAACUAACCAGCCACUACUAGGCGCACGUCCGGCACAGUCCACUCAGAGAUACGACCCAUGCCGGACGAUCAUCCGAGGUCCACGCCGGAGCACCAGCAUCCGACGUAUCUGGACCACGCUUCUCUAUAGAUUUUUCACAAACAAUAAUAUCAACAAUAUUAAUUAUUUUUAUUUAUAUUUUAUUAAAAACCGUCCGUUCAACAAAAUAAUUCGACAUGUCAUUUCAAAAUAAUCUCUGAUAUUUAUUUAAGCAAGCAAGUGAAGUGAUUUUAAAUAAAUAUAAUUAAAUUAAAUUAUUAUUAUCGAGUGGUUAUUGUUGUGAGUGGACAAGAGGUGGACCGAGUGAGGUGUUUAUUUAUUUAUUUUAUUAUAUAUUUAAAUUAUUAGAAAAUUGUGAUCACGGUGAUACGGGAUUUAAAUAGUGGGAUUUCUUGUAAGAUUAUUAUAUUAUUAUUAUUAUUAUUGUAAUUAGUAGUAUUAAUGAUGAGACGGUCGAAAUGACCGAGGGAUUUAAAUCUGAAUGAAGUAGUAGAUGGUUGUAAUUUGCUGGGAUUUUAUUUCACUUGGAAGCAUGUGGCCGCGGAGAUAGAACUGGUCAAUGCGAGAAAGAACUCACUAGUGAUUUUAGUUACUGGUAAAUUAGACUACAGACCUUGGAUUUUUGGUACCGAGCUUGGAAAAGCUCCUUCCUCGGCACCAUGAGGAUCAAAAUGCCCGCUGUUAGAAUCGCUCAAGCGGAACCAUCACAAGGUUCGAUUCCGCCGGACACAGUCCACUGUGGAGGCUGUCGGAUUUCGUACCCUCUGAGCGAGAUCGUCCGCUUCAUAGAGCACAAGGUAAACCACUGUCGUACCCUCCAGGGGUGUCAUAGUCCUCCCCCGACGACGGCCCACGAGGACUCCGACCCUGAGGACGCUCUGGCGUUGAAAUCCGCGGACCCCGAGAAGCUUAACUCGGUGCCGAGCAUAUCCGCGCCGAUAAACAAGAGGAUCGGGAGAGUCGAAAGCCCUCCUACGCCCCAGGUCAGCGCGACCGACAGUGGCAGCCCCAUCGAGCUAAGAGCCAGUGCGAGCUCGACCCCCAAGAGACGGACCGAGAACGACGAGGACAAGGAGGAACUCACCAAGAAAGUCAAGACCGAGUCCGUCGAUGCUGACACCAAUACUAUUAAUUCCGAGCCAAGAUGCCUGCAAUGUUCGCAGUGUUCGCGGCGCCUAACAUCCGCGUGGGACCUGAUCCAGCACGUGCAAAGCGUCCACGGAGCAAGAUUAUACGGCCUGCCAAACUCCUCAGCGAACACAUCAUCAAACACACCGGCGCCGAGCCCACCGACGCCGAACCCUAGUCACUCCUACCACCUGAGCCCGCCGAACCACCUGAACCUCAGCGGAAAAUCCACCGGAAGUUCCGCAGCGAAUUCCUCCGGCGGAACAACCUCGAGUUCCAGCAGCAGCCGGCAACUUCAAAGUUCCUCCCUAGUCGCGGACCCACUACACAGUUUCCUGCGACUGCCCCAGCACUUGGAACGGAGCCUGCCCCCGAUGUUCAGGCCGGAAUUUCUAGCCCUAAACCCCCUGGCAGGCUACCGAGGCCUCCAGGACCUCCAAACCGCGACGCGGAACCUCCAGAACCUCGGAGACCCGCUCCGCGCAAUGGACGGGCUGAACCUCGGUGACCCUCUCGUCCGGAGUUCUUUAGACACCCUGAACAACGCCCGGAACCUAGCUAAUUUAACGGAACUCUCGCACGCGCGGGGUCUCGGAACCCAGGGCCACCCACCCCAACUCGAAGCGAAUCUGGAUUUUUAUUCGGCGCGCCUAAGGAGCCUCGCUAAUCCGCCCUUAGGCGCGGCUCCAACGAAUCCACCGACAAAUCCCACGAUCGUUUCGAAUGUCGCCACCCCACAGUCCCACCAGGCCCCUUUAGCGGCCCAGCCAACUAACAUCAACAUCAACAACAACAACAGCAACAACAACAACAACAACAACAACCCCCAGAACUCCUCCAGCGAGUCGCACUUGUCCUCCAGCCCCACGACCCCCGCGAACCUGAGAGUCCACGCUUUAACCCAAAAAGGGAACUCCCCCUGCUACAACCAGAGCCCUCCCGGGCACAACAACAACAACUCCACCGACAGUGAUAAAACCAGCCAUCCCCCCUCCACCCCCAUAAUCACAGACUCCGCAGAAACAGUCUACACCUGCGAGGUCUGCGAUAAAAAGUUCCGAUUCCAGUCGAACCUAAUUGUCCACAGACGCUGCCACCAGGAAAAAGACCACCAGUUCCAGGAGUCCCAGGACGGAGGCGCCAUAGCGCGCUGCGAGGUCUGCGACGUCGAACUCUCAAACUUCUCGGAACUCCGCAAGCACAUGCGCAAAGAACACUCCGAUUCUUUAAACCCCGCGAGCCCCCAAGGCAGCGUUGAGACCGUUCCUGACGACGGUUCCAGCUGCGACGAGAACAUGGACCUCGACGAGGGCGACGAGACGGACCAAAAGACCCGAACCGAGGAGGAGAACACUCCCGAGGACCUCAGUACCACUCAAGGUCAGAGUUCCGAGGAGGGCCUCCAAAGACCCGACCAAAAGCCCAGCUUAGUCGGCGAUCUUAUGGAGAAGUUCGGCCUCAAUAAUAUUGCUCAGUACUCCGAAGCCUACCGCCAGGCCCUCCAGGAGAACCACCGCGGGGGGUUCCUUAAAACCGAGAGUCCCUCGAAUCUCACGAACUCCCUGAACAACAACAAAGAAAAGGACAGCGCUCUUUCUCCGAAUUUUAAUUCUUCCGCGACUGCGAACAUUUUCUCGGGGACUUUUCCGCGCGCUGGACCCGAUUUUGGGGGCCUUUGGCUGCCUAGUGCGCAUUAUCUGGAGAACAGUGAGUUCCGGAAGGUCACCAAGGCCACCACGUCCAGUUUGGCACUUCAAGGACUGCCCAGUCCGCUUUUAAAGAAGGAACGCCACGGCAGGAACGACACUUGCGAGUACUGCGGGAAGGUUUUUAAAAACUGUUCCAAUUUGACGGUGCACAGGCGCUCUCACACUGGUGAGAAGCCUUACAAGUGCGAGCUCUGUUCCUACGCAUGCGCUCAGAGUUCCAAGCUCACUAGGCACAUGAAAACUCACGGUAGGCACGGGAAAGAUACUUACAAGUGCCGGUUCUGCGAAAUGCCCUUCUCGGUUCCUAGUACGUUGGAAAAACAUAUGAGAAAGUGCGUCGUUGUUGUUCAACAGGGACCCAAAUUGGGACUGCCCUAUCCCGGGAGCCAGGACGAGGACUCAAGUCUUAGCACCAAGGACACUUGAUCCUGGAGCGGCAGUCUUCCGCCGCCUAUUCCGCCGCUCUGGCCCCAGCCGCCCUAUACUGUUUAUUAGGGACAAGUCUGAUGGUUAUUAUUAUUAGUUAUUAUUAUUAUGACGGGGUUUGAAGAAACCAUUGAAGAUACUUAACGAUACUAAGAUUAAUGGUUACCACUGGAGCAUCCAGAAGUAUAUAAAUAAUUUAUAUGUAUGAAAAUUAUGUGAAUAAUAAUUUUAAAUACUUUAAGGUAGUUUUAAGAGAUAUAUAAAUAUAUAAAUAUAAAU
Messenger RNA from Cotesia glomerata, 3805 nucleotides. RefSeq names its product B-cell lymphoma/leukemia 11A (gene Cph). Gene Ontology annotation, biological process: regulation of transcription by RNA polymerase II. Bases 923 to 3526 code for a protein of 867 amino acids. Gene Ontology annotation, molecular function: DNA-binding transcription factor activity; RNA polymerase II cis-regulatory region sequence-specific DNA binding. NCBI's taxonomy places the organism in Eukaryota, Metazoa, Arthropoda, Insecta, Hymenoptera, Braconidae. The record is from RefSeq and is a predicted model, not a curated record. The transcript is spliced from 3 exons. Gene Ontology annotation, cellular component: nucleus.